AUGAUUCCGGAGUACCCCCCGCGGGGCACCUCCAUCACAUACGGCGACGCCACGGUCAUGCCACCGGUGGUGUAUCACAUGAGUCUUAAACCGGCGACAUCCACUUUGUCCCCUUCUUCAACGGCCGCAAUUACUCCCGAUUCGCCAACUACUACUCCAAUUGUCUUUGUACACAAUCUCCGUCCAACCAUUUCGAAUAGCUCUAGCACAGGAGCUUUAGCGACAAGUGGUAGUGCUACCCAUGCUAGAAGGAACAAGUGCCACUCGGAGUCGGCUUUGCGUCUGGAACGUAUGCUUGCAUCGGCUGCUCCACCUAGAGAAUUGAUGCGUCGUCGUCCAUAUUCAGCGGGUGAUGAACUUGAUCUCGUGGGUACUGUUACAAUUUCGGGAUAUUCCAAGAAUAGUCAUGGCACAUGGGUGUUUAAGGUCGACGUUGGUGGUCCUAGUGACACUAAUGCAUACGUCGUGCGUCGCCGCUUUACGGAUUUUAAAUUGUUGCACGAAGGUUUGUCUGAACUCUGUAAGCUUCCCGAGCUACCACCACAUGGUAUUUUUUCGGUUGUUCAAAUGUUCGUGUCACCUGAAAAACUGCUUGCUGCGCGUGUUGCAUGUUUGCAAAAAAUGCUGCUAGUGAUCCGUGCACAUCCGACGCUGAGUAAAAGUGAGGCAUUUAUUGCUUUUAUCGGCAAGAAUCCAAGUCGAUAUGAUGCUGGCUACGUGAGUCUGUCAGGCUACGAAGUGCCGGCAAGUCAGUGUCCACGUCCUGCUGGAUCCCUCACCACAAAAUAG
Plasmopara halstedii is the source of this 789-nucleotide messenger RNA. RefSeq names its product Phox homologous domain. The record is from RefSeq and is a predicted model, not a curated record. Bases 1 to 789 code for a protein of 262 amino acids. The transcript has a single exon. Gene Ontology annotation, molecular function: phosphatidylinositol binding. NCBI's taxonomy places the organism in Eukaryota, Oomycota, Peronosporomycetes, Peronosporales, Peronosporaceae.